Messenger RNA from Humulus lupulus (European hop), 456 nucleotides. Its product is annotated as suppressor of mec-8 and unc-52 protein homolog 2-like. The record is from RefSeq and is a predicted model, not a curated record. Lineage: Eukaryota; Viridiplantae; Streptophyta; Magnoliopsida; Rosales; Cannabaceae. Gene Ontology annotation, cellular component: nucleus. Gene Ontology annotation, biological process: mRNA splicing, via spliceosome. The transcript has 7 exons. The coding region runs from base 1 to 456 and encodes 151 amino acids.
AUGGCCGAUCGGAUAUGCCAUGGAAGAGGUAUGCUUGGGCUUGUACGAGGUGAGAAGGAGGAGGAAGGAGUAUCUAAUGCAGAAAGAUUUGGUCUUAAUCUAGUAUCUCUUGCAAUUGGUAGAGGUGAUGUGGAGCAUACUCACCUGGUGAAAGGAUUGGAUUAUGCUUUACUUAAUAAAAUUCGGAGUGAAAUCAACAAGAAGCCAGAUUCUGGUGAGGAAAGUGAUGGAAAACAACCUAGGGCAUCCAAGGAAGAUCAACAGUUGUUGUUUUGCACUGCAACUGCAAAGUCUGUUUAUCAAUGGAUAGUGAAGCCCCAAACUGCUAUCAAGUCAAAUGAAAUGUUCCUUCCUGGUAGAAUGACUUUUAUUUUUAACAUGGAAAAUGGGUAUUCUCAUGGCAUUCCAACUAUGGUGCAUAGGAGUAGAGUUGACUGUCCACAACCUAAGGUUUAA